Molecule: messenger RNA, 1401 nt
Organism: Saccoglossus kowalevskii
Lineage: Eukaryota; Metazoa; Hemichordata; Enteropneusta; Harrimaniidae
Cellular component (GO): nucleus
Molecular function (GO): nucleic acid binding; exonuclease activity
Source: RefSeq, a predicted model, not a curated record
AUGCCUGACAGUGGAGCCCCCCCACUCCCACCCGCUGAUCAGAGGGCUUCCUCGCAGUCUGCUUCUGCAGGCGACGGUUUGCCCGAUCAUACCGAUAAUAACGAGGCUGUGCCCCUGAAGGUUUUUACUCCAAUGGGACCAAUUGCGGGUCCCUCUGUGGACCCGUCCUCGCACGGCACCAGGUUUGCCUACAGGACUCAGGCUUUGGUUGAGGACAAAUUGCGUACCUUGCAGGUCAGGUGGUGUAAAAUUUUAAGAUGGACUAAAAUAAGUUCAGUUGUAAUGGUGGUGUUAAACAGUGUAUCUCAGGAACACUUUGAAAAAUACCCAGAAUGCUUUACAAAUACUAGAGCUAUUUUUGAUAUGAGUGUUCCAGUCAUUCCUUCUAAAAAUUCUUUCAUUUACGACUUUUUAUAUGUACCCUUGUCAAAGACGAAAAUAAAAAAAUUAAUGAAUAGUGAUGAGAAAGAUAAACAGAAUGGUGGAAUUAUGAAUGAGUUUAACAAUGGUGAUGAGAGUGAUUUUGAUGAUGUACGUUUACCAGACAGAAGAGGAUAUGUAUUAACGCAGGAAAUGAUGAUGAUGAAUGGAUUUCCAACAGAAAAUGAGAAAAAUUUUAAAUCCACAAAUUACAGCGAAACCUUAUCCAAAGACAGUCCCAUGUUUGGAUUAGAUUGUGAAAUGUGUCAGACCAAGAAAGGUCAUGAACUCACUAGAAUAUCAUUAGUGGAUGAAAAAUAUAAUGUUUUAUACGAUACGCUAGUCAAACCAAAACGUCCAAUCAUAGACUAUUUAACACAAUACAGUGGUGUUACUAAAGAAAUGUUAGACCCAAUUGAAACAAGACUUAAAGAUGUACAACAGAAGUUAAUAAGUCUGUUACCACCAGAUGCAAUACUUGUUGGACAUUCUCUGGAAAGUGAUCUGCAGGCAAUAAAGAUGUACCAUCCUAAUGUAAUUGAUACCAGUGUUCUAUUUAUUGGACGAAAUCAACAUAAACUUAGUCUGCGAAACCUUUCAGCAGUGUACCUCAAGAAGUCAAUACAGGGAGGAAUUGAUGGACACGACUCUAUAGAAGAUGCUAAUGCGGCCAUGAAACUUGUUCAGCUGAAAAUUGAAAAGGGGCCGUCAUUGCAAUCAUAUCAUGACAUGACCCGAAGACAAGUUGAAAGUUUUUUUCGCACAAUUUACAGAGAAGAUGUUGAUGGUAGUAUGUUAGACAAUAUAAGUAAUGUCAGACAAUUUAAAAGUGAUCCUGUGAGUACUAUACCAUGUUGUAACGAUAAAGAGGCGUUACGUAAACUACCAGGAGCUUUACAUUUGGGGAAAUUUACUUGGCUUCAGUUGCAUUCACUGAAUACUGUCUUACAAGGAGUCACACUGGAUGAUAACACAAUAUCU